AUGGAUUUCAUUUUUAGGCUGCUGAAGGAUGCUCUUGCCUUGGAUGAGAAGCCCCUGAUUGAUCGUGCCCAUCAGUCGUUGCGCCCUAAGCCCCGGGAUGGUGAGAGGCCCCGUGACAUCAUCCUUCGAGGAGAAGAUGGAGAUUCUCAGAGAUUCUCCGAGGAGCCCGCCAUAUCACUCUUUCAAGGACAGAGCUUCUCUAUCUACCAGGACUACUUCCCCACUGUUUCCAAGCAGCGCACAGCUUUCGCACAGGUCAAACGACUACUACGGGACCAUCCAGGGGUGAUGUAUGGACUGCGAUUCCCAGCCCGUCUCAUGAUGUCCGGAGCCUCCGGCGACGAUCUACGGUCCAGUUCCUCUGGCGAUGAUCUACGGUCCAGUUCCUCCGGCGACGAUCUACGGUCCAGUUCCUCCGGCGACGAUCUACGGUCCAGCUCCUCCGGCGACGAUCUAUGGUCCAGUUCCUCCGGCGACGAUCUACGGUCCAGUUCCUCCGGCGACGAUCCACGGUCCAGUUCCUCCGGCUACGAUCUACGGUCCAGUUCCUCCGGCGACGAUCUACGGUCCAGUUCCUCCGGCGACGAUCCACGGUCCAGUUCCUCCGGCGACGAUCCACUGUCCGGUUCCUCCAGCGACGAUCCACGGGGGGGCAGUCACGCCCUGACCUUAGAGAUCCUGAAUAGUAGCAGGAGUAUGAGUAGUAGUAGGAGCAGGAAUAGGAGUAGUAGCAGGAGUAGGAGUAGUAGUAGGAGCAGGAAUAGGAGUAGUAGCAGGAGUAGUAGCAGGAGCAGGAGUAGUAGUAGUAGUAACAGGAGUAGUAGUAGAAAUAGUAGUAGUAGUAGUAACAGGAGUAGUAGUAACAGGAGUAGUAGUAGGAGUAGUAGUAGUAGUAGGAGUAGUAGUAGGAGUAGUAGUAGUAGUAACAGGAGUAGUAGUAGUAGGAGUAGUAGUAGUAGUAACAGGAGUAGUAGUAGGAGUUGUAGUUGUAGUAGUAGGAGUAGUAGUAGGGGUUGUAGUUGUAGUAGCAGGAAUAGGAGUAGUAGUAGUAGUAGUAGCAGGAAUAUGAGUAGUAGCAGGAGUAGGAGUAGUAGCAUGAGUAGUAGUAGUAGUAGCAGGAGCAGGAAUAGGAUAAGUAGCAGGAGUAGGAGUAGUAGCAGGAGCAGGAAUAGGAGAAGUAGUAGUAGUAGUAGUAGUAGGAGUAGGAGUAUGAGUAGUAGUAGUAGCAGGAAAAGGAGAAGUAGUAGUAGUAGUAGCAGGAGUAGGAGUAGGAGUAGGAGUAGGAGUAGUAGCAGGAGUAGUAGUAGUAGCAGGAGCAGGAAUAGGAGAAGUAGUAGUAGCAGGAGUAGGAGUAGUAGCAGGAGUAGGAAUAGGAGUAAGAGCAAGAGUAGUAGCAGGAGUAGGAGUAGGAGUAGUAGCAGGAGUAGGAGUAGUAGCAGGAGUAGGAAUAGGAGUAAGAGCAAGAGUAGUAGCAGGAGUAGGAGUAGGAGUAGUAGCAGGAGUAGGAGUAGGAGAAGUAGUAGUAGUAGGAGAAGUAGUAGUAGUAGGAGUAGGAGUAGGAAUAGUAGUAGUAGCAGGAAUAGGAGAAGUAGUAGUAGUAGUAGCAGGAGUAGGAGUAGGAGUAGUAGUAGUAGUAGCAGGAGUAGGAGUAGGAGUAGUAGCAGGAGUAGGAGUAGUAGCAGGAGUAGGAGUAGGAGUAGUAGCAGGAGUAGGAGUAGUAGCAGGAGUAGGAGUAGGAGUAGUAGCAGGAGUAGGAGUAGUAGCAGGAGUAGGAAUAGGAGUAAGAGUAAGAGUAAGAGUAGUAGCAGGAGUAGGAGUAGGAGUAGUAGCAGGAGUAGGAGUAGUAGCAGGAGUAGGAAUAGGAGUAAGAGCAAGAGUAGUAGCAGGAGCAGGAAUAGGAGUAGUAGCAGGAGUAGGAGUAGUAGCAGGAGUAGAAUUUAA
Messenger RNA from Oncorhynchus gorbuscha (pink salmon), 1941 nucleotides. RefSeq lists its product as uncharacterized. The record is from RefSeq and is a predicted model, not a curated record. The transcript has 5 exons. Bases 1 to 1941 code for a protein of 646 amino acids. Lineage: Eukaryota; Metazoa; Chordata; Actinopteri; Salmoniformes; Salmonidae.